UUAGCUCGUUUAGAACACGAGACUCUAAGCUUAUUGGAGGGCAAGCCUGCUUUACGGCUCAAGGCCGCUUUUUACGUCAUUUUCCGGCUUCCCAUUCACUUCGCAGUGAAGAUGGCGUCCGGCAGCGGGACGAAAAACUUGGACUUUCGCCGAAAGUGGGACAAAGAUGAAUAUGAGAAGCUUGCCGAGAAGAGGCUCACGGAAGAGAGAGAAAAGAAGGAUGGAAAACCAGUGCAGCCAGUCAAAAGGGAGCUCCUCCGGCAUAGAGACUACAAGGUGGACCUGGAAUCCAAGCUUGGGAAGACAAUUGUCAUUACUAAGACCACACCACAAUCAGAGAUGGGAGGGUAUUACUGCAAUGUCUGUGACUGUGUUGUGAAGGACUCCAUCAACUUCCUGGAUCACAUUAAUGGAAAGAAACAUCAGCGAAAUCUGGGCAUGUCUAUGCGUGUGGAACGUUCCACCUUGGAUCAGGUGAAGAAACGUUUUGAAGUCAACAAGAAGAAGAUGGAAGAGAAACAGAAGGAUUAUGAUUUUGAGGAAAGGAUGAAGGAGCUCAGAGAAGAAGAGGAAAAGGCCAAAGCCUACAAGAAAGAGAAACAGAAGGAGAAGAAAAGGAGGGCUGAGGAGGACUUGACAUUUGAGGAGGAUGAUGAGAUGGCAGCUGUGAUGGGCUUCUCUGGCUUUGGUUCCACCAAGAAGAGUUACUGAGGCUUUCUAUGCUUGGCCCUUUGCUAACUUUGUGUGUGAGGGGGGUCAUUUUUUUUCCGGGGUACUUGGGAAAGUCCUUAAGAGUGGCAAUGGGGAGGGCUUGAGGGUGGGUGUUUGUGGUUUCCCUCUACUUUGGGAAAGAGCACAGGAUGCAGAGGAAAUGCUGUGGCAUGUUCCUUCAGCCUCAGUAUGUCACUGGAGUCACAGGACCUCUGCCUGAGUUCCCAAUAAAAACCUCUUCUGAGGCUGCUUUCCCUAAACUCCCCCUGCAUCUUUCCCUCUUCAUCUGUCCAACCUCUUACCUGAGCAUACUACAUUGAUCCUGUGUUCUCCCUUUGUUUUAAUUUUGACUCUUGGCUUAGCCUGCAGCAGAAGGGUUCUCUGGGUCCCCAGUUUCCAGUUGCUAGCAUAUUUUUGACCAGCCUUCUAUCCCCCUCAACCUCCUCUGGUUUUCUGCCACCUGUGCAUGCAUGUGUAUUUCUGCCUGGGUCUGGUAUGUGCGGGCGUGUGUGCAUGAAUUUGUCACCUAGGGGGAGCCUGAGCUAGAACCUCAGAGCAUUGCUGCCUUGGGGCCUGAUGUUCUUGGCUCCUUCAGUGCAUGUAACAGGAAAUUAAAUGGGACGAGUGUUUGGUGUGGUUUUUGUCUGGUGAGUUUUUUAACCUUUGUUCUUCAUAUGUAGACUGUUGAGCGUUUCCUGUUUGUUUCAUUUUAUUGAGGAUUACUCUUUUUUUUCUUCCUUGUGAGCAGGCUCUUGGAAGAACCUGUUUGAUGCAAAAAAGAAAAAGGAAAAAAAACUUCAUUUGGGAGCCCUUGGGUCUCAGAGACUGUUCAACAUGUAUAAUAAAUGGCAUUGACUGGGCCUAUUCACA
Messenger RNA from Leopardus geoffroyi (Geoffroy's cat), 1581 nucleotides. It is a transcript of the gene ZMAT2, whose product is annotated as zinc finger matrin-type 2. Gene Ontology annotation, molecular function: zinc ion binding; nucleic acid binding. The record is from RefSeq and is a predicted model, not a curated record. Gene Ontology annotation, biological process: mRNA splicing, via spliceosome. NCBI's taxonomy places the organism in Eukaryota, Metazoa, Chordata, Mammalia, Carnivora, Felidae. The transcript has 6 exons. Gene Ontology annotation, cellular component: U4/U6 x U5 tri-snRNP complex; spliceosomal complex. Bases 112 to 711 code for a protein of 199 amino acids.